UUGAAACGCCUGGCCGCAUAGGUGCAGACCUUUGUCUUGGAGGCGUGUUGACAGGGGGGGCAUUGAUUGGUCAUGGCAUUGUAUGAGAGUUUGGAGAGCGACGUGGCGUCGUUCUUCGUGGCCCAAGGGUCGCUGAUCGAGUCGCUCGUUCACAGCUUGUGUUUACGCGUGGCUACGAUCGAAGCCAAAGGCCAAGCCCAGUCGUGUGGUAGUCCCGAUCUGAGCCACGUCGCCGCUAUGAUCGAUACCUCGGCGCAGCAAUGUUUGGCCUACGUCGACGAAAAGGUUGCCACGUUGCACUACAAGCUAGAAGGCAUGGACGCUGAGUUCGACAGAAUUAACCGAGCGCUCGAGACGAUGUUUCAAUCGCUGGGCCAGCUCAAGCACCAUCAAUUGGAGGCACAACGACAAUACGACGCCGCGGUGGACGACAUGACGCGGCAGUGCCGAGACCUGCAUGCCCACGUCAAAGCUGUCCAGACGACCGUGCCCGACAUGGGGGAGCUCGAGAUCGUAUGGCGAGACCGGGUGCUUUGUGGUCUGACCCAGGAGCAGCUCUUGGGUCUAGCGAAAGACUUGACCGACCUCAGUCACGUGUCCGAGUGCCACGUCAUGGCCCUCGCCACACGGCAUGCGAUUCAACAAAUCUUGGACGCCAAAGCCGGGGGCUCGGCGCCGCCACUCGGGGCCAUGAUGGAUUUGGAGCGAGGAUUGGACGCGCUCCCUGCGCUCGUUCAGGCGACGGCAUCGAACCCCGAGACGACAACGGGUCUUGAAGUACUCGCACACGCAAUGACCAUGUUACCGGGGUACUCUAAUUUGGUCAAGUGGGGAGUGUGGUCGUCUAUGCACAGUAGUAUGGGCCACCAAUCUGCACAGUUAAUCGAGCAAUCCUUGGCAACGAUGGGCUUGACACACGAAGUGUUGCGGUCGCAGGUGGAGCACGUGCAAAAUGAAUUGGAGCGGCAUGCAUACCUCGAACAUCAACUGGAGAUGCAGCUCGCAGCAUGUCCCCGUCAAGAAGAAAUGCUAGAUCAACUCAGUCAGUUGCAGGCCAAGCUUCAAAAUGACUUGUCCACUGACGCGGCACUUGCGUCGAUGGAAGAGUUGAGGUCGGCGUUUCAACGCUUGCCGAAUUCGGACGUGAUUCAAUCGAUUGUACGAACACUCGAAACGAAAGCGGACAAGUCCGAGAUGCGACGACUCGAGCAGAACCAACAAACGGAUGACGUCAUCCACCUUGGACUGACCAAAGCGUCUCUGAAAUGCCUCUCGUGUGACCAAUACUUACCCAAACAUUACCACUACGCAACAACCACCACGGAAUCCUGUGGGGGCUUGAAGCCCCCUCCCCUCGUCUCGCCACGCCAAACGCUUAAGCCACUAGAUCCUGCCAAACGAUGUACGCAACCACGCCCGAAAAGCUCGCAUUUGCACGGAGCGUCCAAACCAGCACCGGUGCAUUUUGUGCAGGAUAUUGCAGCGAAAUUAGGUGCCACCGUGGAUGCAAAACGAGAUCGGGAAAAGGCACUUCCCAAGCACCAGAUACAACAUCACUCCCACCCGAGUCUUGCGACAUCGGCAACCACGAGUCACAGCACGAUGCCACGCACAGUAACUUUGGCGUUUCAGUUCCCCGCCGUGCCUCCCAUUGCCACGGGACCGGAGCCGUUGUCAGACAAGAAGAAGUAUUCAUUUUACUCAGCCACCGACACGUACAUUGCCCCAAACCAGUGAGCACGUUAACCUUGAACGAAUAAUGCGAUGGUUCAACCCAACACCAAGUUGUGAAUAACGUUACUGGUAGAACAACUGUAUUUCUCGGAGUAAUAUACUGUAACGUUA
Molecule: messenger RNA, 1845 nt
Organism: Aphanomyces astaci
Lineage: Eukaryota; Oomycota; Saprolegniomycetes; Saprolegniales; Verrucalvaceae
Exons: 9
Coding region: 73-1737 (554 amino acids)
Source: RefSeq, a predicted model, not a curated record